AUGGGGAACCAACUAAAUAAUAGUAGUGCUAAUAAUACUAGCAGUUCAUUGAAACACCAACAUUCCAUUUUUGAGGAUUACAAAAAGGAUGUGCCAAUCCUUACUCAAACAUUCAAUGAAAAUGCCACUCAUUCACCCAUUGAUGAGAAGUUGUACCUAACUGAAAAUGAUUUUUCAUCAAAACUGUUCUCAAAAAUACCGGAUUUUGGUGUCCAGCUGUUUAAAAAGUUUUCACCAGAUGGCCAGCCAAUAGAUUUGUACAAUUUUUUAAAAUUGUCAAAUGAAAUAAAUUCUCUAUGCUCCAUCAGUGAUCAGAUGAAAUAUUAUCUGUCUUUGUUUUCGUCUUCAUCAUCAUUUUCGUCCUCGUCGUCAUCAAAUUGUGACUCUACUCUAAUGAUGGUCAAUGAACUGUCUUCCAGUUCGAAACCAGCAACACCACCAGCAACUACUGAGCAUGUGUUAAACGCACUGGCAAGGCAUCAGGCUUAUUGUUUGAAGGAUCUACAUGACCAUGUCCUGUACAGGUUGCUCAAAAGGACCAGCGUCAAGAAGACGGCAGAAAAGACACAAGAUUCUCUGAAUGUUAAUAACAAUGACAGCAAACUCUGGCAGUCAGUUAAUAAAGGAGAUAGCUUGUUAAAGUUGUCUGGAUUGUGGUUUCUCUCCUCCUUCGUUCCUCAUUCAUUCAUUCCUUCAUCUGAAAUUGGAACAGUUUCAAAUUUCUCUAGAGCGUUAGAAAUGAAUGCCUGGCAUGUUCUGUACAAUAGUAACCUUCAAGGUUUAAGCGCCAAUGGUUUCUCGAACAAAGUUCUAGGCUAUCAGGGUCCAACGAUUACGAUGAUUAAGUUCUCGUCAUAUCUACUGGCUAUUGGACUGGACGUUGAUUGGAGAGAAAGUCAUCAAAGGAGAGGCAGUUACGAUUGCUUCGUUCUUCAGUUUACGCCUGUUUAUAAAAUUAUCACAAACAACACAGAAAAUCUGCUCUAUUUCAACCUCACUAAUCGAACGAUCAAGAAAGGGGUCCAGUUAGGCGGAAGUAAUAAGGGAUGUACCUUAGAGAUUGAUGAAGAUUUUUCAAAUGUUUCGUAUCUAUCGCAGAAGUUUACGCUGUCUGCUAUUGAGGUCUGGGGUUGUGGUGGUAAUAGUUGUUACCUGAAAUACUGUGGCCAGAAAGCUUGGGAAGCCAACGAUACUACUAAACACCGAAAUAGAAAACUAAAAAUAGAAGAUUGGAAGGACAACCCUGACAAAACAUUACUGAACUAUGGAGGCAUUGAGACCGACCACUCCAAGAGAGGUGACAUCUGA
This is a messenger RNA of Helobdella robusta, 1308 nucleotides long. RefSeq lists its product as hypothetical. The record is from RefSeq and is a predicted model, not a curated record. The transcript is spliced from 12 exons. NCBI's taxonomy places the organism in Eukaryota, Metazoa, Annelida, Clitellata, Rhynchobdellida, Glossiphoniidae. The coding region runs from base 1 to 1308 and encodes 435 amino acids.